AUGGACGCCCUGCCCUACACGUCGCCACCCAUAGUGACAAUCCUCGUACUUGCAUCGUACCUGUUGUUCCUAUCCGCCUUCUAUCAUGCGUUCCAGAAGCUGUUUUCGGCAGGCAUCUUAGGUCCACUUGUAUUGGGUGCGAUCUAUGCUCAACCACUUGCCAACAUUCUACCGCCUGAUGUUCAGUCGAGCGUUCUGUCGAUCGGUUAUCUCGGGUUGAUACUCCUCAUUGUACAGGGCGGUCUUGAGGCGAGAAUGGAACUUCUUUCCAGCCCGAAGAAUCUUGUGCUCUCCGUCUUGGUUGGUGCGACGGGCGUCGCAUUGCCUGUCGGGAUCAGCAUGGCACUAUUGCCAGCAGGCUUUGGCUAUGGGAAUCUUGAAAGCUUUGCUAUCGGCGCAGCUCUUGCAUCAACCAGUCUGGGAACCACGUUUGCCAUCCUUGGAUCUUUCAACAGCUCAACCCCGCCAUCUAGUCCUUCGAGCGACAAUAUGGACAGACAUGUUGCAGGGCAUGGUAUUGCAAACACUCGUAUUGGCACCAUCCUCAUUGGAGCAGCUCUACUGGAUGACGUUGUUGGUCUGGUCAUCAUCGGCGUAAUUUCAACGCUUGGGGGGUCGGCUUUGGCUUCGACGCAAGGUGGACUUGAUUCGAUUGGAUCAUGGACGAUUGCACGGCCGAUCGUAUCCUCCUGCCUUCUGCUCGUCGUCUCGUGGCUGAUCUCACGCUUCGCACUGGGUCCACUCAGCCGGCAGCUGGCGGCGCAUUUCUCCCUGUUGCAGAGUGACCAAGCCUGUGUACAACAUCAACGCUCACCGUCACGAUCGACUGGGGCCGUUCGGAUGCUGGCGCGACAUAUGGUCAGCCUGGGCUCACAUCAGCUCGUGGCAGUAACCCUGAUGAUCUCGACAGUUCUGACGUAUUCGGUCAUCAGCGAAGAGGUAGGUUCGUCUCUUCUCAUCGGUGCUUUUUGCUCGGGUGCGAUGAUGAAGUACGUAUACAAAACGUUCUCGCAAAGCUUCUCGAAGCAAGUGGCAACGUCAAGCCGCGAGAACCUCGAAAUGUGGUCGCCUGACCAUCUGCUUUCCAAAGACACCGCGCUUGGGACCGUUCAAUCCACGAUUCUUGUGCCCUUCUUCUUCUCGAGCGUCGGGUCAGCGAUUCCGGUCAAAUCCAUGUUUCAAUCAACGACCGUCUGGCGGGGAGUCAUCUUUGCUGGUCUGAUGGCGUUUGCCAAAGUAUGCGCUGCAGGCUGGAUCGUUCUAGUAGAUUUGAUCGAGCAGAAGAAUGCAGAAAAGGCUGCGGCUAAAGUGCAAGGACAAGCGGACGCGGAGCAGGUGCAAGAGAGCAACAGCAUCUCGGCACACGGUGCUUCGAUUGAUAUGCUGCCGGUAACCACAGGUGCGAUUGCUCCAGGUCAGCUUGCUGCUGCUAUUGUUGGUGGUAGUACGCCAGACAUCGGACGGCACCUGGAAGCGACCGCACCUUCAUCCAAAUUCUCCGCCUGGCCUGCCUCUCUUUUCUUGGGAGUCGCACUGAUGUCGCGCGGGGAGAUUGGCUUUAUCGUCAUCAAUAUGGCGAAUCGCGGAGGCCUACUGGACCAGCAGGCGUUCAACGUUGCAAUCUGGGCCAUCGUUCUCAAUACGCUAGCAGGGCCGAUCAGCAUUGGAAUGCUGAUGCGUACACAUCACGCUCAAAGCAUCCUGCGGCAGCACACCGAUAUACACAAGCGACGCUGGGCGUGA
Mycosarcoma maydis (corn smut) is the source of this 1743-nucleotide messenger RNA. RefSeq lists its product as uncharacterized. The record is from RefSeq and is a predicted model, not a curated record. NCBI's taxonomy places the organism in Eukaryota, Fungi, Basidiomycota, Ustilaginomycetes, Ustilaginales. The transcript has a single exon. The coding region runs from base 1 to 1743 and encodes 580 amino acids. Gene Ontology annotation, biological process: proton transmembrane transport. Gene Ontology annotation, cellular component: membrane. Gene Ontology annotation, molecular function: antiporter activity.